Molecule: messenger RNA, 852 nt
Organism: Coccidioides immitis RS
Lineage: Eukaryota; Fungi; Ascomycota; Eurotiomycetes; Onygenales; Onygenaceae
Exons: 1
Coding region: 1-852 (283 amino acids)
Source: RefSeq, a predicted model, not a curated record
AUGGCACUCACCCUCAGACGCCACCAUACAUAUGAGUACGGCGCUUUUCGGGAGAUGCUCGAACUUCAUGCCCCAUACAGUAUCAUCCGAGAGUACAUCCCCGGCAUUCUAAAUUAUAUCGUCCAACCCGGAUCAUCUCGCCGUCCGCUGCAAAUAGAUAUCACUUCUGUCCUCGCGCGGGCGCCCUUAUUAAGGUUAGGAUCCAUUCCAAGGAGUGCAUACAAGCGCUGCCUAAAUGCUCUCCUCGACCAACUCCACGACCUCCAGUUCUCUGUGAGAAUGCCCCGCAUCAUGGCACGGCUCAUGGAGGAUGUUCGAAGAGCACAGCGGGGAGAUUGGGUAUCCCUUCUCUGCACUUUCGCAUGCUACCGUGACCUUCUUGACCGAGAUCGGCUUCACGCAACCCAAGACCUCUGCGACGAUCUAAGCCUCUACGUCCUCCAAAUGCUCCACAAAAUCGCCGAGGAUGCUGACCUCUCUAUAUCGUUAAGCUUCGUCGAUCUACUGGAGAAAAGGAGGUUCCACGAAGGCAUGGAAAUCCUCUGGGAAGCGUUAUCGCGUUCGAGAGCGCGGUGGUUCGACCUCUACUGCUCGCGUGGAGAGAUCGACCUUUAUCUAUCGGGGCAGCCGUCGAGGCGGAUCAUGAAAUAUGUACGGCGGAAGCGGCUUACGGGGCAAGAAGAAUUAUCCCCGCCCGCUUUGACCUUUGGCUUGGGCCAAGCAGCCAGGAGAAGGCGCUUUCGGAACCCGUAUGAUUCGGAUGACAGCAUUGAUGGCUCUGGAGGGUUAUGGGGAGGGGGAAGGAGAGGACGACAGCUUUUCCAAGACGAGGGAUUUUGGAACUUUUUUUGA